Haliotis rubra (blacklip abalone) is the source of this 2303-nucleotide messenger RNA. RefSeq lists its product as uncharacterized. The transcript is spliced from 22 exons. The coding region runs from base 98 to 2287 and encodes 729 amino acids. The record is from RefSeq and is a predicted model, not a curated record. Lineage: Eukaryota; Metazoa; Mollusca; Gastropoda; Lepetellida; Haliotidae.
UGCAGGAACUCCGACAAAUCCAUUCUCAGAAUCGCUGUCUUCAUCGACAGUACUUCAAGAGCAUGUGGUCAAAUUUGAUGGAGGAACUGCACGCAGGAUGUGGAAGCUUCUGCAAAAUAUCACAAAGGAGGAUGAGCAGGAUCUUUAUCUUAGGACAAAUCAAAUCUUUCGUCCUGGCCUGAAACAGAUUGGAAACAGUCUCUUUGAAAUCAGAAGUUACUUUAUUGAAAAGGUUGGCCAGAGUAUUGCACCAACAAAACUGAAGCACCCCUUUGCACAAGUGAAAGAACGACUCAUCGAACACAUAGAAAAUCAUGCUUACGACUUUGUUUUUGAUCCUCUCACCAACGAAGUAGUAGAUCUCCCAGUCCCAAAGGCUGGACCAUGCUUUAUGUUCUUAUCCAAGUCUUUAGCAGUUGCGUUAGAUUUCUACACAUCGCCCCGACCAAGCAACACGGUAUGUGAUGUAUUCCUGGCUCUGCCUACACAGUCUGUGAUAGUUUUGUCACUGGUUGAUGGGGAUGAAGACUGUCCUGAAGCAGUGACAUACAGUAUGUCAGUGGCGAGAGGAGUGAAAGAGACACUUAGCAAGUUCACUGAUGAGGAUAUAAAGUCAAUCCAUGGAGUCAUUCCCAUUUCUCUCCUUGAGGACGUUGUUGGAUUUAAGAAUCGGUUGAAGAAGCUGGCAAAUGAUUCUUCUCAUUUUGUCACAAACAAUUCUUUGGUAAUGACUCCCAGUAGGUAUGAGAAAGUCCUGACUGCUUUCUGGGCUGGUGUUGCUGAAACGAAGUCGGUGCUAAAAGACGAAAGUGGAGACACUGAUGGCGACUGUCUAAGAUUUCUCACCAAAGAACAAUGUAUCAUUCUGGUGGAGAACAUCAACAGUAAGGACGUCGAGGUCAAGUGUAUGCCCGGUAGUGGAGCCACAACUCUGAUGCUGGAGAUGGCCAGGAGACUGAACAGACUGGGGGACACUCUGCUUGUAUGUAGGUCACGAAAGGAGAGGGACAGGCUCAGGUCGGUGUACCCAUCAGCUGUAGCAGCAGAGGAUCUCAGUAUGGUGGACAUGUCUUCUUGUGUGAAUAUAGUCGAUGAAACCAACACAGUCAUGGUACAAACAAGUGGACAACAUUGGCGGUUUACAACCAAUCUAACUGAUAUCGAGGAACAGAAGUCCCAAAUAUUGGAGGUAGAAAUGGAAGUCGAAGGGAUGGAGAAACAAAUAGAUGCAUUAUCUGAUGAAUCUUGGAAGGAACGGAUUGAACAAAUCCUCAGGGACUUCAGUGUGCUGAAAAUAUUUAGUUUCAAACUGGGAUCAACAGGGCCUAUGUCCUAUGCUCAUGAAGUACGCCAUACUCUGGAAUACAAGCCAAGCCCCCUUACAGCAAGCAAAGGUCAGUAUGCAUCUUUGGGUGGUUUCAAGCAACUGUCUGCUACACAAGAGGCUUGGUUGUCAGACUUACAUGACGGAUUAAGAGAAAGGCAAAAUCUUGUCCGGCUUCUCAGAUCGGUCAUAAUCGAAGAUAAAACGGAUUGGAUCUGUAAAGACGUUAAAAAUGUCCUCUUGAGAGAAGCUUUGGGGAUAACGAAACAUACAGAAUCGAAACAACGCGUUGCUAUGGUUGGCCAUGUUCAAAGUCCAGACAUUCAACAACAAAUGGAGAUGUUCCACAUUGAAUCAGAGAAUGCAGGAAUGGAAUCUAAUAUCCCACAGGUAUGGAAGGAAGGUGGCCAGAUAAACGAUAUGGAAACUGAGAUGCAGAACACAGAUGGAAAAGAUCCUGAGAGCCGCUGGGACGAGAUCCAAACACUUAAUCAAGAACUGGACAACGUACUGAAGGACAGGGAUCGUAGAAAAGGACAACUCCACAAAUUAUACACGGUGGAGUGGCAGGCUGUGAUGGAAUACCUGGCCAACCACAAGGCGGACUUAUCUAUGCUAGACAUAGAGAUACCAGGGUUUCAAGUCUUUCAGGGUUUACCAGGCAGACAUGAAACAACCUUCCCAGGACGUGUCACCUCAGUGCAAGGUACAUCAGCGGUAUCAACAGUAGGUCACGAAGAAAUUGGGGAACAGUUCGGGCCUUCCAAAAGGAACAGGAAAAGACUUGAUGUAUCAGGUUCUGCAACAUCACAAUCUGACAACACAAAUAAUGGUCGAGACAAAGCAGAGCAAAGUCACACAAGAGCUCCAGGUCUGAUGAACCAGCUCAGACAAUACCAGCAGGGUCGACUGACAGAGAAACACCUGUGUGCCAUUACAAUGAAGGUAAAUAGCAGGGACUAAGAUAUAUGCGAAAAUA